CACUUUGUGCUGAACACCAGCAGAAGCGUCUAUCUUCAGGCUGGCACCUCACCAUAUGACUGUCACAGCUUGUCAGGGCACAUCCUCAACUCGGCGUGUGAGCAGCUCUGCUCCUCCUUUAAAUAUCCGCCGUCAGUCUGAGGGACGCUGCAGUUAAGUGAGGGUCGUUAGGAGGAGAGCAGGAGGAGAAGGACUGCUGUAAGCGACUUUUCUUCGGAGGAGCAUCUAAAAUCCAGACACAAUGCAGGCAGAGAAGAAGGCCGUGGACGGGGAGUUGCUCCCCGACGCCAACGGCAAAGAUCCCAACCCUGGCGGACAGACCGAGGGCUCGAAGUGGCAGAGGCCCCGACUUUCACGCAAAUCGCUGAUGAGGUGCUGCCUUGUCAAGUGGAUAAUCGCAAGCACCACACAGCAAGGGCCAGAUGACGAAAUCAGUGGCAGUGACUUCGAGCUCUCUACGGUGCGGCACCAGCCAGAAGGCCUCGACCAGCUCCAAGCCCAGACCCAGUUCACCAGGAAGGAGCUCCAGUCGCUCUACAGAGGCUUCAAAAAUGAAUGUCCCAGUGGGUUAGUGGAUGAAGAAACCUUCAAAACGAUCUACUCACAAUUCUUCCCUCAAGGAGAUGCAACCACAUACGCUCAUUUUUUGUUUAACGCGUUUGACAUCGACAGGAACGGUUCCAUCCGAUUUGAGGACUUUGUGUUAGGACUGUCUGUUUUGCUCCGAGGCUCUGUCACGGAGAAACUCCGCUGGGCUUUUAAUCUUUAUGACAUCAACAAGGACGGCUACAUUACGAAGGAGGAAAUGUUAGCGAUAAUGACCUCCAUAUACGACAUGAUGGGCAGGUAUACCUCCCCCAGCAUACGAGAUGAUUCGCCCUUUGACCACGUGGAGAAAUUCUUCCAGAAAAUGGAUCGAAACAGGGACGGAGUCGUGACAAUAGAUGAAUUCAUAGAGACCUGCCAAAAGGAUGAAAAUAUAAUGGCUUCCAUGCAGCUGUUUGAAAACGUCAUUUAGUUUCUGUAGAGGAAACUGGACCUUAUGAUGCUUAACCCCAAAUAAUGUCAAUUAUCUCUAAAAUAAAAUAAUAUUUUGGGCAAUAAAACACAUAGGACACAUGUUCAUAUAAACUACUUAACACAACUACAUUUCCUGUAAAAUGUGAAAAUGCUAAGAAAUGUAUAGCAUCUACCAAUUGAUAUUAAAAGUAAUGAUUCUUUGCAUGAAAACAUUUGUUUUUGUGUGAAAGGCCUCCUUAUUAAAAGAUGUGCAUGAGUGUGUCCCCUUUAAUUAAAAAGCAUGUGAUAUAAACCCCUGAGGAUGCAAACAAAGGGUCUGUUGUUUUGUUACAUUCUUGGAAAUGUAAGUGCGUGGGAAUACUUUAUCACUAAAUAAUAUGGUGGUGAUUAAACUUU
Messenger RNA from Fundulus heteroclitus (mummichog), 1416 nucleotides. Its product is annotated as calsenilin. The record is from RefSeq and is a predicted model, not a curated record. The transcript is spliced from 10 exons. Gene Ontology annotation, cellular component: voltage-gated potassium channel complex; nucleus. Lineage: Eukaryota; Metazoa; Chordata; Actinopteri; Cyprinodontiformes; Fundulidae. Gene Ontology annotation, biological process: regulation of potassium ion transmembrane transport; negative regulation of transcription by RNA polymerase II. Bases 242 to 1018 code for a protein of 258 amino acids. Gene Ontology annotation, molecular function: RNA polymerase II cis-regulatory region sequence-specific DNA binding; DNA-binding transcription repressor activity, RNA polymerase II-specific; calcium ion binding.